Racocetra fulgida is the source of this 359-nucleotide messenger RNA. Lineage: Eukaryota; Fungi; Glomeromycota; Glomeromycetes; Diversisporales; Gigasporaceae. The record is from the annotation of a GenBank genome assembly.
UUGAAAACAUUAUUAGAAAAAGCUUAGUCGAUAAACUUGGAAUAAAAUAUAAUAACCCACCAAAAUAUUUUAAAAAGAAAAUGAAGGAUGCCUUAGGUAUCAUGGAAAGCCUUAAAUUAUCUUUUCAAUUUAAGGAUAAGGAUAAAUUAGUAUCUGGUAGUGAUGAAGUUUUUAAUGAUUUUGUAGUCUACAAAGAACCUAAAGCUGAUCUUGUAUUAGGAAUGCAAUGGCUGUGGUUGCAUGAAACAAAAAUUGAUCCUUAUAAUGAAAAAAUUUCAAUUUAUGGUAGAGUGAUACCAUUCUACAAGAAUCUAUCUGAUGAUUUAGAGAGCGAUAUAUCUAGUCUAAAUAUUUCUUGA